AACCUGAAGGAAAAGGGAAAGAAGGUUUUUCCUCUCUACAUAGGCCUAGAGGAAGAUCAGGUCACAUGUGACUGAUUAUGUGGAAAAGUGAAUUUUUAUCUUCCUUUCCACCUCUGUAGGGAAGUACUUGAAUGGUUACAUGUGUUGAAUAAGUGCAUAACAUUUGAUUCAUUUCACUGGGGAAACAGAAGUACAGGAUGCUAAGCUUGUAUUUCCAAAAAGAUGAGCUUCAGUCUUUGCACAGGCUCUGCCUUUGGAGGCAAAAGCCUUUCCUCAGACCAGAGCUGUGGAUCUCAUCAAGUGGCUGAAACAAGGUAGUGUUUCAGCUACAGUGCUUGAAUUAGAAUCCUCCAGAUAUUUUCCCAUUGCAAAUGGUGUGUUUAUGUCUGUCCUAGAAACAGAGCAGGGAAGGGAUUGCAGCAUUUGCCAGCAAGGCUCAAGGCAUGACACACAUCUGUCUUUUUGGCUCUGGUGUGAUAAAAGUGAGUUUGUGUAGUUCUUUACAAUGCUGAAGUGAGCAUGAAGUCAGAGAUUCACCCCGGUAGCUGGAAGUGCCGGAGCCCUCUCCUUUUAAUCUAACAGCUUGAUGUCAACGAGCAUGCCAACACAGAAAUAGCUUGGUUUCUAACCUCAUGUAAUUCUAUGCACAUCUUCUGUUACCAAGUCUCCCAUAACAGAUCCUCAGAUAACUUUUUUAUAGUUUUCUUCCUGAACCAAAACUUCUACCAAAUCAAUGCAAGGCAACUCAAGAGGAGUUAUUACUGGUGCCUUGUAAUCAGGGACCAAAGGCAUGUAUGGGAGUAUUGAGGAUUGUUUCUGUAACUUUAAUGAUGAAAUAAAAAUCCUCUGGAUAUUUUUUGCAUUUUGAAUUUUGAUAUUGACUGUUUCAAACACUCUGAGUGCCUCCUUAAUGUGGUAAAUAAGCUAUUGCAGAGCAUUCCAGCAGUGUCAGACUCUCAGGACAGUUAGGGGGUUCACAGGGAAGCAGGCACAGGUAUUAAGCAGGCCCUGUUACAGAGAAGGUUCAGUGGGAGUCUUCCUAAUGGAUUCCUUAGGCCUGUGUGCCUGUGCCCAGCUAUUUAGGCCAACAUGGUGAUAAGGUUCCAUAGUAUUGUCCUUUCCUUGAGCUUCUUGCAGCACUCUUCCUGGAAUUGGGUUCCCUGUCUUUAUUUCACAAUCACAGGUUACCACAGUGCUGCCAAGACAGUAGCUUAGACAUUAUUUUAGUCUGGGACUGUUUUGGAGGGGGUUAUAAUUAACUCUGCAGUAACCAGCAGAUAGAAGCACACAGACAUAAAGAAGGCUGAACAUGAAGCUCUAUUUUUAUCUAAUAUACCCUUACACAUAGGAAUAAAAUACUUGAAUAUAUUGUUGCACUUCAUGUUAAUCUUCAUCUUAUCUCAAGAAUUCAAGAAAUCUGUUCUUUCUUGUAGGGUAUCAGAGUCUCUGUGAUGUAAUUUUCUUGUUUAUAAGGCCCUAAAUCAUUGGUUAUUUUAUAACCUAAGCCCAUCCUAUGAAAUUAUACUCCCCCUUAUCAGCCUCAUCAGGUGAUUAAAAUUGACCAGUUAGGAAGCUAAUUGUUUAAUUAUCUUUACCCCUUGUCAGAAUUCAGAUUAUUUGGAUCAUGGGCACCUCCCAAGAGUGAUUCAGUUCUAGUUGUGUACUUGAAUUUUCACAGGUUUUACUGCUAAGUGCUCUUAAUGACACACAGCUGAAUAAGACAGAAGCUGUCUAUGGACUAAUAGCUGAGUAAAAGAGGGAACAAGAUGGUAAAAAGAACCAGUUUUUACAGGCAGUAGUAUAGUCCUAGAGGAAUCUGUCACAGAGCUUACAUUGAUAGCUGGUAAAGAAAUUUGUCUAUGUAACAAUGAUUUUAGGGUAGUUAAAACUGAUGAAAUAUUGCAAAAGAAUCUCAUAGUACUGAGUGAGGUGGUGGAGCACAAGUUUUUAUUCUGUGUUAAAGAUGCAGAGUAACACUGACAGAAAACACAGCUUUCCAAUCCCACCUACUACACAACUCCAGCCACACUUACUACUGAGCUGGCCUUACCUUAAUUAGUGAUUACUAAAUAUUCUCCAAAAGCAUAAACUUACUGCCUGAUCACAGUGGAAAAGGCAAUGAAUUUUUAGAAAUCCUUCAGAAGAUAGCAGAAAACAGAAUAUUGUACUGUUACCAUAACACUGUUAUAUAAUUGAUGCUACCCCAUCUUGAGAAUGGCACAGUUCUGUCCACCCCAUCUCAAAUCUAGGAUGUAGAACUAGCAAAAACACAUGUUCAGAGUGUACAGUGCAAUGAGGAGUGCAGAAGAGCUUGAAUUUGAAUCUUCCGUUUGAAAACAAAACAAGUAAAGACAAUUUGAAAGUUCUUUAAUAAAAACAGUAAUGGUAAAGGGAAAGCUGUCUUUCUUUAAUGCAAACACUAGUAAAUGCCACAUUAAAUUGAAUUUAAAGUAAGCUACACAAAGUGUUUCUCUUUCACAUAAAGCAUAAUUAAAUUAGCCAGCUCAUUGCUACAGGGCAUGGUAAAUGCCAAACUACAAUAUGUUUCAUGAAGAAAAUCAAAUAACUUAAUGGUAUAGAAGUACCUGAAAGGGGAUUAAAUCUGAAGGUUUCAUUAUGGUCUCCAUGUUGCCAGAAGCUAACAAGGGUAUAAAAGGAGGAGUAAAAGUCAGCCUGUAUCUUAUUUUUUCAUGAUGUUUUCCUAAACUGUACUUAUUAUUGGCCUCUGCCGAGUUAGAGCUUAAGCUGCAAUUGAUGAGGGAAGAUGGGUGAAAUUAAAUUCCUGUUACAGCAAAUGAACACAUGUACCCAUUCAUUUCUCCACCCUUAGCUCUAGGUCCUUAUCCUUCACAAUAUUAUUUUCCUCUUGUAACUACUGGGAAUAAUGGUUAUUCCUGUGUUAGUCAACUUGAUCCUCAGACUGUUUCCAUGCUUGAUGCUUCUGGAAGUCCAGAGGAAGUUCCUUGUGCAUGACCUGGGGAAUAGGAAGUAUGAGAACAGACUGUUCCCACACAGCUUGUUUUGUCAUGCCAGUCCAUUUCUUAGCUGUCCAAGAGCAAGACAGUAUUUCAUUUGGAAAAAACCCCCAUCUGAUUACAUGGAUUUGAUUUUAAACUGUUAGUUGAAGAAUGUUAGCAGUGUACUUUUAAAGAGCAUAGAGUACUGUGUGGGAGGGAUGUUUACCUGUUAGGAGGGGUUUGCAGCCUACUUCAAAUUCCUUGUUAUGCACAGUUUAAAAUGACUUUGGCUGUAACUACAGAAGUUGUAGCUCCAGCUGGAUUGCAAUGUAGACAUACAAUAUAGUUUUGUUGCCUUCAAACUCAAGAAGUGCUGCCAUGUACAGCAUGGUAUGAUGCAAGUUUUCAAAUCUCAAAUCAGAUUUCUUAAGGCAAAAUUACGUGUGAUACAGGAAGACCUGGCAAAUAUAGUGUUUGAAUGCAGGAAAAAGGAUGAUGAAAAUCGGAAUUUGGGAACUCGGCUUAAAGAUACUGAGGAAGAAAACUCAAGACUGCAACGAACAAUCAGCCUGCAGCAGUCUCAGAUUGAGAAGUACAAAAUGUUGUCACAAGAAGCAAACAAAAAAGCUGAAGGGUUACAACAAGAGGUCACUGCACUAGAAAAGGAAUUGGAGAGUCUGAAGCGUGCCCAGAAGCAGGCUGCAGCCACUCAGAGUGCAACAGAGGUUCGCUUAAACAGGGCCUUGGAGGAAGUGGAGAAGCACAAAGGGGAGCUGAAUAAACUGAAGCAAAGCAACAAGGAUGUAGCUAACCAAGAACUCAAAACGAUCGAAGAGUUAAAAACAGAAAACAAGAAACUGCAGAAACAAAAAGGAGAGCUAAUUACAGGUUUUAAAAAGCAGUUAAAGUUAAUUGAUAUUUUGAAGAGACAAAAGAUGCACAUUGAAGCUGCCAAGAUGCUCUCUUUUACCGAAGAGGAAUUCAUGAAAGCUCUUGAGUGGGGAAAUUAUUGAUCCCAUUAAAUAACUUUUGUUUGAAAGAUGAGUCAGAUGGUACAUUAUUUUGAGACUGUAUAUGAGUCCUUGUUAAUAGUUAAUAACUGUAUAUCCCACUGAAUUGAUUUUGUUGAUUUUGCUUCUGUUUAAAUAGUUAAACUUCUGUAAGCCUGAUAGCUUGUGUUGUAAUGUCAUAUGAAACACAAAUUUCUACUUCAUUGUCAGGCCAAACUGCCCAUUCUGUAAGGAGCAGAGAAGCACAAACCAUGCAAGGGAGAUUCCAACAAGUGAAUUUUCUUACCAGUUUGCCCUCUUCUAGCAUUUAAAACUGUACCUUACCUAUGGUCAUAUUCAGUUCA
Molecule: messenger RNA, 4311 nt
Organism: Passer montanus (Eurasian tree sparrow)
Lineage: Eukaryota; Metazoa; Chordata; Aves; Passeriformes; Passeridae
Gene: TEX9
Product: testis expressed 9
Exons: 6
Coding region: 3350-3970 (206 amino acids)
Source: RefSeq, a predicted model, not a curated record